AUGCAGUUCUCCGCUGUCUUCCUCGCCAUCGCCGCCCUGGCCUCUGUUGCCAUCGCCACCCCCGCCGGUGUCGUCGCCAACACCCAGGGUGUCGCAAGCUCCAUCGUCAGCGACGCCGAGAUGGCGAACUUCCUCGCCACGACCGACGCCGAGCUCACCUUCAUCGGCGAGCCGUUCAACCCGCUCGCCAAGCGCGCCGCGCAGGACACCACCGUGACGUUCUGCACCAAGCGCGUCGGGAACAUCUGCGGCGGGACCUGCACGGUCUACAACGGCGGCGCGACGUGCCUCGACGCGGCCGGCACGGUCUGCAUGUCCGCCACGAAGGACGUCGGUUUCUGCGACGAGACCGGCUGCGACGGGAACUGCAACGCGAUGUCGGAGUGCGGCACCCAGAUGGGCAACGGCUUCUGCUUCGUCCCCAACACCCAGUCCAUCCUUGUGUCGUCCCUCUAG
Messenger RNA from Trametes versicolor FP-101664 SS1, 456 nucleotides. RefSeq lists its product as uncharacterized. The record is from RefSeq and is a predicted model, not a curated record. Bases 1 to 456 code for a protein of 151 amino acids. Lineage: Eukaryota; Fungi; Basidiomycota; Agaricomycetes; Polyporales; Polyporaceae. The transcript has 2 exons.